This is a messenger RNA of Phlebotomus argentipes, 1990 nucleotides long. RefSeq names its product angiotensin-converting enzyme-like. Gene Ontology annotation, cellular component: plasma membrane. Gene Ontology annotation, molecular function: metallopeptidase activity; peptidyl-dipeptidase activity. NCBI's taxonomy places the organism in Eukaryota, Metazoa, Arthropoda, Insecta, Diptera, Psychodidae. Bases 76 to 1950 code for a protein of 624 amino acids. Gene Ontology annotation, biological process: proteolysis. The record is from RefSeq and is a predicted model, not a curated record. The transcript is spliced from 3 exons.
CAGUGUCGAUCAUCGGUUUCAGUGUGUCGGCUCUGUUUGUGAAUCUGUGAUCUUCUAGCCUUGCGGAGAGACAUCAUGAGGAUCGCCGUGAUCCUGCUGUUGGGCGCCUUGGCGAUCGCCAGUGGCGCCGUGCUGAAGAAGAGCGGCGAGACGCCCGAGGAGGAGGAGAUCAGAGCUGAUCAGCGCCUCAAGGAGAUCAAUCAGGAGCUGGCCAGGAGGAAGAACAUCAACACAGUGGCUGCCUGGGCUUAUGCAUCCAACAUCACCGAUGACAAUCUCAAGAGCAUGAACGAAGUGUCGGUGGAAACGGCCAAAUAUCUCAAGGAACUCGCGUCGGAGUUGAAGGAGUUCCGCGUGAAGGACUUCAAGAGUGAGGAUCUCAAGAGGCAGAUCAAGAAGCUGUCCAAGCUGGGCUACAGCGCCUUGUCAUCGGAGAAGUACAAGGAGAUCCUGGACGCAAUCACUGCGAUGGAGUCGAACUACGCAAAGGUGAAGCUGUGCUCGUACAAGGAUCCCAAGAAGUGCGAUCUCUCGCUGGAGCCUGAGAUCACGGAGAUCCUGAUCAAGAGCAGAGAUCCCGAGGAGCUGAAGUACUAUUGGAAGCAGUGGUAUGACAAGGCUGGCACUCCGACUCGGGAGAACUUCAACAAGUACAUCGAGCUGAGCAAAGAGGCGGCCAAGUUGGACGGAUUCCAGUCAAGCGCCGAGUCUUGGUUGGACGAGUACGAGGAUGAGACGUUCGAGGAGCAGUUGGAGAGCAUCUUCCAGCAGAUCAGACCACUGUACGAGCAGCUGCACGCCUACGUGAGAUUUAAGCUGAGGGAGAAGUAUGGAGGCGAAGAGGUGCCGGAAAAGGGACCAAUUCCCAUGCAUCUGCUGGGCAAUAUGUGGGGCCAGACGUGGGGUGAGGUGGCCAGCAUCCUGGUGCCCUUCCCGGACAAGAAGAUCCUGGACGUGACGGAGGAGAUGGUGAAGCAGGGCUACACGCCCACUUCCAUGUUCCAGAAGGGCGACGAGUUCUUCCAGAGCCUCAAUAUGACAAAGCUGCCGGACAGUUUCUGGAAGAACAGCAUCUUGGAGAAGCCCGAAGACGGCCGGGAGUUAGUGUGCCACGCCAGCGCCUGGGAUUUCUACGACCAGGACGACGUGAGGAUCAAGCAGUGCACUCGCGUGACAAUGGAUCAGUUCUUCACGGCGCAUCACGAAUUGGGCCACAUUCAGUACUAUCUUCAGUACCAGCAUUUGCCCACUGUCUACAGAGAGGGCGCCAAUCCAGGAUUCCACGAGGCCGUUGGCGACGUCUUGUCGCUCUCAGUCUCCUCGCCCAAGCAUCUGGAGAAGGUCGGUCUGCUGAAGGACUUCAAGUUCGACGAGGAGGCGCAGAUCAAUCAAAUGCUGAAUCUCGCCCUGGACAAGAUGGCCUUCCUGCCGUUCGCCUACACCAUUGACAAGUACCGCUGGGGCGUCUUCCGCGGCGAGAUCCAACCGUCCGACUACAACUGCAAGUUCUGGGAGCUGCGCUCGCAAUACGGCGGAAUUGAGCCGCCCGUGACACGAUCAGAGAGUGACUUCGAUCCGCCGGCCAAGUAUCACGUGUCGGCCGAUGUGGAGUACCUGCGCUAUCUCGUCUCCUUCAUCAUCCAGUUCCAGUUUCACCAGGCGGUGUGCGAGAAGGCGGGCCAGUUCGUGCCCAAUGAUCCCGAGAAGACUCUCCUGAACUGCGACAUCUACCAGAGCACCGCGGCGGGCAAUGCCUUCAAGGAGAUGCUGCAGUUGGGCUCGUCGAAGCCCUGGCCAGAUGCAAUGGAACUCCUCACCGGACAGCGCAAGAUGGACGCCUCGGCGCUGAUUGAGUACUUCAGGCCGCUCAGCGAGUGGCUGCAGAAGAAGAAUAAGGAAUUGGGAGCCUAUGUGGGAUGGGAGAAGUCCACAAAGUGUGUGAAAAACUAAAGCGACAGAUUUUCCAAUAAAAAACCAUCCAUGAUUUCAA